Molecule: messenger RNA, 1201 nt
Organism: Papaver somniferum (opium poppy)
Lineage: Eukaryota; Viridiplantae; Streptophyta; Magnoliopsida; Ranunculales; Papaveraceae
Product: mitochondrial outer membrane protein porin 6-like
Exons: 7
Coding region: 175-996 (273 amino acids)
Biological process (GO): monoatomic anion transmembrane transport
Cellular component (GO): mitochondrial outer membrane
Molecular function (GO): voltage-gated monoatomic anion channel activity
Source: RefSeq, a predicted model, not a curated record
CCGGUCAUAAUUUUGAUUUCUUCUCGAAGUCACCUCCUCUGCUUCUUUGUCUGCCGCAAUCCGCCUGCUUAAGUUAGCAGCUUCAAGGUUUAAGCUGCUAAAUCAAUCCUCUUCUUUCAGAGAUCAAUCGUCUUAAUCCUCUCUGUAAAUUUGUUGAACACACAACUCUUAAAGAUGGGGCCAGCACCAUUUUCAGAUAUCGGUAAAAGAGCGAAAGAUCUUUUAACCAGAGAUUACAAUUUCGAUCAGAAGUUUACUCUAACAAUGUCGAGCAAUAAUGGGAUGGGGUUAACAGCUAAUGGUUUGAAGAAAGAUCAGUUUUUUGUGGGUGAUAUAAGUACGCAAUACAAGACCGGUGGUACUACGGUGGAUGUAAAAGUUGACACAGGCUCUAGUAUCUCAACAACAGUGACCCUGAAUGAGGUUCUUCCAUGUACCAAAGUAGCACUGAACUUCAAAAUACCCGAUCAAAAAUCUGGCAAGCUAGAUAUGCAGUACCUUCACCCUCACGCAGCUAUCAAUUCUAGUAUUGGUUUGACAUCCAGCCCACAACUGGAACUAGCAGCAACUCUCGGAAAUAAGGAUAUCUGUAUUGGUGCUGAAGUUGGGUUUGAUUCUACAACCGCCACAUUAACCAAGUACAAUGCCGCAGUUGGUUUGAACACCCCUGAUUUCUCUGCUGGUCUCGUCCUGGCGGACAAAGGAGAAGCAUUGAGGGCAUCUUAUAUUCAUUCAGUUAAUCCCGUCAUUGGUGCUACAAUUGCUGCCGAAAUGACUCACAGGUUUUCCACCUACAAAAACAGUUUUACCAUUGGAAGCUCCUAUCCUCUUGAUCCUUCUACGGUGAUCAAGACACGCUACUGUGACAACGGAAAAAUCUCAAUGCUCUGCCAGCACGAAUGGAAGCCGAAGUCUUUGGUUACAGCCUCAGCAGAGUACGACCGCAAUAACAUGGAUCCAACCAAAUUCGGUCUUGCUCUUACCCUCAAGCCUUAGAAAUUUAUUUUCUGAUUCUUAUCACUUUUUUUCUCUUAAAAUACAUCGAUAGACUAUUUGUUAUAGUUUCUGAAUCAAAAGUAGGUAAAAGAAGUAGAUGACUGACAUGAACAUGUUCUGUUAUGAUUUUUUCGAGUCCCACUUAUGGGUGAUGAUAAGUCCUACUGGCGACUAAUUUUGACUAUAAUUCAUUUGCUUUGUCCAA